GCUUGAACUGCAGCCUGAACACAGAGGUGGUCACAAUCACUCUACGGACAUAAUUCAGGUAUCACCACCGGCGCAUGUUAGCCCAUUUCUUCCGCUGCCUUUCCCACUGACACAGGCUUUGUUCUUCUUCAUCUCGUUCCAUUUUUUUAUCUUUGUCUCACCCAAAAGCAGCACCCUCAACCCUCCAAAGGCCUUUCUCUCUGUGAGCCUGUUUUCCCUCUAUAAAACCCUUUCUCAGUUUCUCUCUCUGAGUCUCAUGAUUUUGUGGGUGAUAUGUUGUUUCUAUGGUUCUCCUUUCUUUAGAAGUGAACACCCAUUUGUUAUUGUAACCACCCAGACCCCAUUGAACUUCUCUCGCUACAGCUCUCUCUAGAACAGUCUCUCCGUAACAGUGGCAUUGUCAUUUUUCAUGAGUUUCAACUGUUGUACAACUUUAAAAUGUUGUUCAAUCUUGACGAACAUCAAGUUCUAGGUUUUUGACAAUUACCAGGCUGAGAGUCUCAAUUUGGUGACAUAUACACUAUGUCGCAUCCCAGCAGAGCUAAUGAACAUAGUUAUGACUUUAAGUGGGGCAUUAAGAGUGGAAUGGGUGGAAAGAAUAGAGAUCUGCAGUUUUACGAGUCAUUUACUUACGAUGGUGUGGAGUACUUUCUUUAUGAUUGUGUAUAUUUGUAUCAAACUGGUCAACUUGAAACCUAUAUUGGUAAGCUUGUAAGAAUAUGGGAGACACCGACCCGAGAAAAGAAAGUGAACAUUGUGUGGUUCUUUCGUCCUGUUGAUAUACGCAGACACUUGGGAGAUGAUGUACCACACUGGAAUGAGAUAUUUUUAGCUUCUGGGGAGGGUAAAGGCAUUUCCAAUAUCAAUGCUCUGGAAGCUCUGGGUGGAAAAUGCAAAGUUGUCUGCACAUCUAAUGACAAGAGAAAUCCUCGAGUGUCUCAAGUAGAACUAAGAGAGGCCGAUUACAUGUUUUAUCGUACCUUUGACAUUGGGAGCCUCAAAAUUUCAGAUAAUUUUGCAGAUCUAAUAGAUGGAAUUAAAGUGGAAUACUUUUUCAACAGGAAAAAGGACCAAAAGCUACUUAAUCCUCGCAAUAUCAAAGCAAAUUUGGAGGUCAGGACUCAAACAAUUGAUUCAACUUCCAAAUCAGAUAUGAGUACAUUAGACAUGUGGCCUCUUAAGAAGAGAAAGCUUCUACUCAGUACUGAAAAAGAGUUGCCAGGACUUGGGCCCAAUACCUCUCCUCCAUCAGAACUAGGGGAGAGAAGUAACAUGAGAACUUUGCUGCCAUUGCGAAUUGCUUCUAAAAGGGACCCUGAGAAGUUAACUGUGUCUCUUCCAGGAUUACCUAAACAUGAAGAAAAAAAUCUGAAUCCCAAAGAUUCAACUAGCCAGAAUAGGGCACGCCCUAAAAAGGUGAAAUUUGAUGAGAAAGCUAUCACAAUUCCUGAUAAGGCAGCUCCACAACCUGCACAGAAUGAGGGCAUCAAAGCUCGCACUGGAUCCAUGGAUGAUACUAGGAGGCUGGAUGCUGACAGGAGGAGUUGGUUCAAAGAACUACCCUGGGAUAAAAGAAUACAAAGGGCUCAUGAACAAGGCACCCUGGUUUUACUAGAAAAUCUAGAUCGAUUCUAUACUUCAUCAGAGGUCGAGGAUCUGGUAUGGCAUGCUUUUAAAGUAAGGGCCACUGCGAAGAUGAUACAGUGCGGUACUUUUUCUAGCCCACACAAUGGCAAAGCUUUUGUUAUAUUCAAGUUGAAAGCUACAGCUGAUAUGGUAAUAUCUCAGUUAAAUGCAAGAUGUUUAAUGCUGGCAGAUGGAAGACCAGUUGUUGGUCACAGAAAAGCGCCAACUGACCCAAGUAAACCAGCCAGCUUUGUUGGGCAUCUGUUCAUAGACAAAAUCAGAUUUCAAAGGCAGCCUGAAUAUAUGAGAAAUGCAGUUUCGACGUCGCAUUAUUCUCAGCCCAAUACAAUUGAAUUUGAUUUGGCUACAGAAUGGCGUAUGCUGCAAGAAAAAUCUGUUCUAUGGUGGAAGGCAUUGUAUGAGCUUUCUAGCGACAUUCGAAGGAGAUACAAGACCUCAAGUGCCAGCUGAAGCACAUCUUCUGAGCAUUUACAGUUUUCUGGGUUUUCUGGAAAAUUGUGUUUUUGUUGAUAUAUAGGAAGGGUAUAUGAAGUGUACCCAUUUUGGAUGCUAUACAGGGUUCAAUCUAUGCUGAGACUAGUGUGUAUAGAUGGUAUAAACUCAGAGAAGGAAAUUCAAUUUUGGUGUAAAUUCUUGCCUUUUGGGGCUUAGGCAGAUAGAAUUAUUAGUACGAGGAGCUGGUUUGUAUGAAUCGUACAAAUUGUCAGAGUGAAAUCCAAUGACAUCAGAUGGCAAUAGUGGCUGAAGGGGAGUAAGAUUGAAGUACAUGUUAGAAGUUAGUGGUGUCCUACAAUUUGCUCUAUUUGAUCCCUCAGAAGUGCUUUUGUGUAUGGAAAAUGGAUAGUGUGUUCUUUUUAAUAUGAUGCUAUUCAUCUAAUGACAUCUUUCUGCUCUAACGGAGCUUUUAAAA
This is a messenger RNA of Vitis riparia (riverbank grape), 2557 nucleotides long. Its product is annotated as protein ANTI-SILENCING 1-like. Gene Ontology annotation, molecular function: chromatin binding; RNA binding. The coding region runs from base 523 to 2097 and encodes 524 amino acids. Lineage: Eukaryota; Viridiplantae; Streptophyta; Magnoliopsida; Vitales; Vitaceae. The record is from RefSeq and is a predicted model, not a curated record. The transcript is spliced from 12 exons.